Molecule: messenger RNA, 3210 nt
Organism: Zychaea mexicana
Lineage: Eukaryota; Fungi; Mucoromycota; Mucoromycetes; Mucorales; Lichtheimiaceae
Product: glycoside hydrolase superfamily
Exons: 10
Coding region: 1-3210 (1069 amino acids)
Biological process (GO): glucan catabolic process
Molecular function (GO): beta-glucosidase activity
Source: RefSeq, a predicted model, not a curated record
AUGUUCCGAGAGUUACUUUGGAGCAACAAGACCGUAAUUGCUGCCUCCUCGGCAGCAGUUGUGGGUGUCAUUGCUGGCUAUCCAUUUGAUUCAGUGAAAACUCGAAUGCAAACAGAACCUUACGGUUCAAUUACAGCAUGUGUCCGACAGACGUAUCGAGAAGAAGGUGUGCGUGGAUUCUUUCGAGGAGUACUGCCACCACUUGUCACAGUCAGCAUCAUCAAAUCCAUCUCGUUCUCCGUGUACGAAGAAACAAAAUCUUUCUGCAAAUCAAGAUUUCCUUAUUUGAAACGAGAUGAAUUAGGUCCUGUGAUGUCCAUAUCAACCCUCGGUGGCGCCUUUGAACUGGUCAAGAUCCAUAAACAGCUCGAAUUUUUAUUGUUGCAGGCCAGCAGUAUAUCGACAGGUGCUACUGUUGUCCGUGAAAAUAGGAAAAAACAGGGUAUCAAAUGUAAUCUACCAAAAGCCACAUCGAGCUGGCAUUCAGCAAAAGAGAUUGUUCGGUUAAAGGGAAUACGUGGUUUAUGGAGCGGAUUCGGUUUGCAUUUUGUGCGAGAUGUAAUCGGCACUGGUGUAUAUUUUGGAGGCUAUGAGACAACCAAGUUCCUUCUUUCUGGACCUGAGAGGACAGCAGGGCCCAUGACACAGUUUCUGGCAGGAGGCGUGUGUGGCAUUCUUUGCUGGCUUGCGGUGUUCCCUAUCGAUCUUGUCAAAUCCUUGAUGCAGAAGGAGAUUCUGGCACAGCAACCAACAUAUAAAAGCACAAUGCAUUGUGUACGUGAUAUUUAUAAGUCCCGUGGACCAACUGGUUUUUAUCGUGGCAUUGCUGUCACUCUGUUACGUGCUUUUCCGCUAGAUGCUUUAAUGAUUAAACAACAACCUGCCAAUCAGAAUUCAUUCCCUCAAUUUUUUGGUGUACGAACAAACGCUGGUCCUGCUAUGGGCCAAGAAAGCACGCUUGGCUAUGGCACGCUCGAAGCUGAAGAAUACGACCGUCCUAGCGAUCAAUUAGACGCGGAUGUUCAGGAAAUGGUGUCACGCAUGACUUUGGAAGAAAAAAUCGGCCAAAUGACUCAGAUCAAUCAAGAUUUGGUCCUGGGUGAAGAUGGCGUGCUCAACAGAACAGCCGUGGAGCACUAUGCCCAGAACUACUAUGUAGGAUCCUACCUAAACCAGUUGGCACGGGAUGGUAUCAACUUUGACCAUCAAGAGUAUGCCAAGACCAUCGAAGAAAUCCAAGAGAUCACGUUGGGUGUGAACUCCACCUACAAAAUUCCCAUUAUCUAUGGAUUGGACCACAUUCAUGGUGCUCACUAUGUUGCAAAAUCAACUAUCUUCGCGCAUGGUGUCAACCUUGGGGCCAGUUUCAAUCCCAAACUUUCAUACGAUACUGCUGCAGUCACAGCCAGGGAAACGCGCGCCGCCAAUGUGCACUGGACGUUUGCGCCUGUGUUGGACAUUCCAAUGAGCAAACAAUGGGCGCGUGUUUUUGAAAACUUUGGUGAGGAUCCUUACAUGUCUGGCGUUAUGGGUGCUGCUGCUGUUCGUGGUUACCAAGGCAAAUACAAGACCGAUCGUUCCAAAGUCGCUGCCUCCAUGAAGCAUUUCAUCGCCUAUGGAGCCCCUUACAGUGGCCAAGAUCGUGACACGACCAUAGUUUCCGAUCGUAUUGUGCAUGAUUAUUUCGUUCCUGGAUUUAAGGAAGCUGUUGAUGCCGGUGUUGCCACAGCCAUGGAGAGCUAUAUUGAUGUCAACGGUGAGCCGGUUGUAGCUUCGCACAAGUAUUUGCAAGAAAUGCUGCGCGAGCAAUUGCAGUUCAAGGGCAUGCUUGUAACAGACUGGGCUGAAAUCGAGAACUUGUAUACGACCCACAAAGUGGCCGCCUCACAUCGUGAUGCCGUGCGCUUGUCGAUUGGCAGCACUAGCGUUGAUAUGUCCAUGGUGCCUUCGGAUGUCAUAUUCUUUGACGAACUCAAGCAGCUGGUGCUGGACGGUGUCAUUGACGAAGCGCGUAUCAAUGAAUCCGCUGGUCGCCUCUUGCAGUUGAAGAAGGACCUUGGCUUGCUGGAGCCUGACGGUUGGAAAGUUGACCCAAACUUGGCGAUUGGUUUACCCGAAGAUAUUGAGCUUGCACGCGAUGCUGCUCGUGAGUCUGUUACACUGCUCAAGAACGAGAACGACGUGCUGCCUUUCAAGGAGGACACGAAGCGCGUCUUGAUCGUCGGUCCAACUGGCGAUACCUUGUCACAUCUGGCUGGUGGCUGGACAAUUUAUUGGCAAGGUGCUACCGAUGAUGGUUGGCAAGGCAACACCAGCGACGAGCAGUUCUAUUCCAACGGCACAACCAUCCAUAAUGGUGUGCGUGCUGCUGCGCCUGAGGGCACGACUGUGGAGUACAUGCAAGGCUUCGAUAUCGAAGGCAACGAUAUAAACAUGGCUGAAGUGAUUGCAGCAGCAGCAGACUAUGAUGUGAUCGUAGCAACCAUUGGUGAACACGUGUAUUCUGAAGCACCAGGUGACAUCCACGAUAUUCGAUUGCCCCUUGGUCAAGCCCAGUCGGUCAGGAUGCUUGCCGGUACCGGUAAACCGGUCGUCUCAAUUCUGGUUGAAGGCCGUCCACGCACGUUGGACUCCAUUCCUGAAGAUUCCGAUGCACUUGUCCAAGCAUAUUUGCCUGGUCCUUGGGGUGGCCAUGCAAUUGGUGAAAUCUUGUUCGGCAAAGUUAAUCCAUCGGGUCGUCUUCCAUACACUUACCCCAAGUACGCUGGUGAUAUUAACCUAAGCUACUGGCGCCAAGCCAACGAUGUCUGGGACCCUCUUUACGAGUUCGGUCACGGUUUGAGCUACACCAAGUUUACUUACAGCAACAUCACACUCGCAGAGAAGGAAGACAGCAAUAGCGUUUUGGAACCUGGUAUGACACGCACCGUCUCGAUCCGAGUCACCAACGAAGGGCCGUACGAUGGCUUGGAAACCGUGCUCAUGUUCAUCCAUCAGCCAGUACGUUUGGUGACCCCACCUGCCAAAUUACUCAAGGGCUUUGAAAAGAUCCAAUUAGCUGCAGGCGAGUCCAAGACGGUCGAUUUUGAAGUUGGCGCAGAUAUGUUCCGCUACACUGGAUUAGACGAUGUGCCUCAAGGCACCAUUGACAACGGUCCUGUCAAGAUCCUGAUUGGCGAACAACAAUUUGAUUUCGAGAUACGCGUCUAG